UGCCGGCGCAGCCGCUCGGCACCGAGCGCCAGCGUGGGGGCCGGGCCGCCAGGAUGCUCCGGGCUCCCGAGCCACGGCCAGCGGAGGCAGGCGCGGCCGGCUGCAGACCCCGGGCCGCGCCACCCGCCCCGUCCAAGCCGCUCACCUCCUUCCUCAUCCAGGACAUCCUGCGGGACGGCGCGGAGCGGCACGGAGGCCCAGAGGGCAACCCGCGGCCGCAGCCCCCGCGCCAGCCGGACCCGAGGCGAGACCCUGCGCAGGAGUCCGAAGAAGGAAGGGGCGGCGCCGGGGCGCCCGAGGACCAGCCGAGCGCCCGGCUCCGCGCCGCGCGGAGGGAGGCCGAGCCGCCGGCGGAGACUGAGGCAGAUAGGCACUUGGGGACUUAUCUGUUGGACUGUGAAAACACUCCGGGCACCUUACCGAGCCGGCCCCAGACCCCCAGGCAGCCGCAGAAGCGCUCCCGAGCCGCCUUCUCCCACACUCAGGUCAUUGAGUUAGAGAGGAAGUUCAGCCACCAGAAGUACCUGUCAGCCCCUGAAAGGGCUCACCUGGCCAAGAACCUCAAGCUCACAGAGACCCAAGUGAAAAUAUGGUUCCAGAACAGACGCUACAAGACCAAGCGGAAGCAGCUCACCUCGGACCUGGGGGACCUGGAGAAACAAGCCUCCUUACCAGCUCGGAAAGAGGAAGGCUUCUCGCGGGCCUCCCUCAUCUCUGUGCAUAACACCUACCCUUACUACCCCUACCUUUACUGCUUGGGAGGCUGGAGCCCAGCUCUCUGGUAACACCAGUGCAGACAACUACCCGUGAUCCAAAACUGCCUUUCCCAGGUGGUCCCUCUGGAAGGAAAGGGGCCAGGGUCAGGGAGGCCCAGGCAGCAAGAGGCGUGCAGACCAAAACUGUGGGAGGUUUGCAUGAAAAUCCGAGAUUCUUCACUGACGGGCCAAUGAAAGAUCUGGGACAGGGAAUAAUUUAAUAUCCAAAUAGUUCCCCCAACGCAGAACGAGGUCGUUUUUGCUUUUACAGACCUGCUUGAAGUGGGGAGGGACAAAGCCAAGUGCAGUUUCCAGCACUUCGGGUGAUUCUGUAUGAGCUGAUGGGAUGUGUGAGGUGAUGUCCGCUUCACUUCUGAGGGUUCUGCUGCUCCAGCUCCAUCCUCUCGUGUGGCUGAGCAUCCAUUCACAAGAGCAAACGUGAAGGCAGUGGGGGUAGGGGGGACGGCUAAGGGUGAGGAUGUCACCUACUGAAUUAAGCUGAAGGUCAGAAGUCUCUCGUUGGCCUUGGACUAUAACCAAGGUUUCUCUCUGUCCCUGGAAGAGAGAGGGAAAUAGAGGACUCCAGAGAGAAGCCUGUGGUCCGUGCUCAGCAGAUUGGCACAGGAUAUGGAGAUGGGUAGGAAGAGGUGAGAUAUAAGCUUCUUAUUCCUUUCUAAAUAAUCUGCCAACUGAAGUAUUUACAGGGUGGCCCAAGUAGAACAAGAAGGACUCACUGUGGUUUUAAGACAAGCUGUACAAACAGAACUCUCCUGCAAGAGGUGGGCCCAGGCCAGCAGAGUCUCCUCAUGUCCAAGACAGUGGCCCGAGGACUCUCCACACUGCUGCUGGGGGCAUUGCAUUUUUUAUCAGCAAAAGGUAAAAAAAAAGCCUUUUCUGGACCUUUUUGCUCUGGGCCUGAGAAUUUAGAAUGAGAAAGUUCCUGGCGUUGUCAGGCUAUAACUCAUACUACACCAUGACAGAUCACCAAAUUCUUUAAGCUCCAUCCUCCUCUCCUUUUAUUAUUAUUAUUAUUAUUAUUUUUUUUUUUUUUGGUCCCCUUUCCCUAGCAAUCACCCACGGAAGGGCUUUGUUUCAGUCCAGACUUUUUGUCUGGCUGCACCUAACAUAUAACGCCUUCCUUAUUUAGCCUGAGAUCUGGGCUUUUUUGCUUUUUUUCUUUUUUUCCCCCAAAGCUUUCUCUCUCCUGGGUUUAAAAAAAAAAAAAAAGUGGCAUUGGGGGAGUGGAUUCUGCAUUGGCCAAAAGACAUGUGUUUUGUUUUUUUUUUUUUUUU
Camelus dromedarius (Arabian camel) is the source of this 2047-nucleotide messenger RNA. RefSeq names its product NK3 homeobox 1 (gene NKX3-1). The coding region runs from base 54 to 785 and encodes 243 amino acids. The transcript is spliced from 2 exons. Gene Ontology annotation, molecular function: DNA-binding transcription factor activity, RNA polymerase II-specific; RNA polymerase II cis-regulatory region sequence-specific DNA binding. The record is from RefSeq and is a predicted model, not a curated record. Gene Ontology annotation, cellular component: nucleus. Lineage: Eukaryota; Metazoa; Chordata; Mammalia; Artiodactyla; Camelidae. Gene Ontology annotation, biological process: regulation of transcription by RNA polymerase II; cell differentiation.